This is a messenger RNA of Xiphias gladius (swordfish), 336 nucleotides long. RefSeq names its product lithostathine-1-beta-like. The record is from RefSeq and is a predicted model, not a curated record. The transcript has a single exon. NCBI's taxonomy places the organism in Eukaryota, Metazoa, Chordata, Actinopteri, Istiophoriformes, Xiphiidae. The coding region runs from base 1 to 336 and encodes 111 amino acids.
AUGACAUGGAUUGAAGCUAUGAGUUACUGCAGGGAGCACCAUAUUGACCUUGUCCAUGUUACCAGCAAAGACAUUCAAGAACAGGUGGCUGAAAUGGCCAAGAACGCCACUUCACCCCACGUUUGGCUUGGACUACGCUACACCUGUGACUUUAACUUUUGGUUUUGGACCAGGUCAACUACUGGCUGUUACCAGAACUGGGCCACCGGACAAGGAUCUGAAAGGAAAUAUGACUGUGGUGCUACAGGUGCCCUUGAGGCCACUGGGAGGCAGCAGUGGGUAGGCUUGUCUGAGACAGAAAAACUGAAUUUCAUCUGCUAUGCAUGUGCUGAAUGA